AUGGCUGACGAUCCUUGGGACGACUGGGAGGCUGCUGCUGACGCUGGUCUCGAGCCAAAGCCUGUUGGGACACUUGAUGACCAUGAAAAAAAUAAACAAAUAUGGCAAGAAGCAAAUUCUUACGUGCAGCCAGAAAUUACUCGUACAGAUUCAACUAGAACGGAAUACGUACCACAACUUCGAAUUUUAAAACGUCCCAAGAAUCCUGGAUCUACAACUACUACACAUCCUUCUCAUUUACCGAUAAAUUCUAACGCCACUUUCAUCAGUGAUUCCGGCAGCUUUUCAAUAAAUUCAAAGCAAACUAAAUCAUUGGCUGAUCGUGAAGCGGAAUAUAUCGCUGCAAGACAAAAAAUCUUUGGACAUACUGAUGGCGUUGAAAAUAAUAACGGAAAUAUUGGUGGUGGAAUCACUGGUGAUGGCGGUGAGUGUAAAACUCAAAAGGGAAAGGUAAUCGAAGAUAGUAAUAAGAAUUCUACUAUAUUGACUGAAAAGAUACAAGAGGCAGCUAAGUGA
Messenger RNA from Dentiscutata erythropus, 516 nucleotides. The record is from the annotation of a GenBank genome assembly. NCBI's taxonomy places the organism in Eukaryota, Fungi, Glomeromycota, Glomeromycetes, Diversisporales, Gigasporaceae.